Tachysurus fulvidraco (yellow catfish) is the source of this 2480-nucleotide messenger RNA. RefSeq names its product protein DEPP1. Lineage: Eukaryota; Metazoa; Chordata; Actinopteri; Siluriformes; Bagridae. Gene Ontology annotation, cellular component: mitochondrion. The record is from RefSeq and is a predicted model, not a curated record. Gene Ontology annotation, biological process: regulation of autophagy. Bases 1 to 903 code for a protein of 300 amino acids. The transcript is spliced from 3 exons.
AUGGCUUCCGGAGGGGGGAAAAGCACUGUUUUUCCUCGUGGAGCAGCAGUUGAGUGCUGGGCUGUGGCAGAGAUCAGUGGCAGCUGUGAAGAACAACGAGAGACGAGGAGGCAGAGGAGAAUCCUAGAGACCCCGAGGUACCAGAGACGUAGAGAAGUUAUGCGGCCCAGGUCUAGACUACUGGCAAAGCGCGGCCUGCCAACCAUCCGUGAGGGUUCGGAGGAGCUCGUGCAUGACCUGAACCAGACCAACAGCCAGCACAGCAGUGCACAGGACUACUUCCACUCCAUCUGUCAGUUGGCUCGGCCUACUUUCCCCUUGCACGAGCCAGACCGUGACAUCCUGUCCAUCGGCAAACUGGACUCUCCAAAGCUAUGUUUGCGCCCGCACCGUUUGCGCCAGCUUGCGCAACCCCUAACCUGCCCCAUUGACACCUCAACAAAUCAGUCACCCAAGCUGGAAACACUGGGGCCUUCUUCCUUAGUGCUAGAGCAAGCCCAAGGCUCAGAGCAGGACUGCCCAACUUCCACCGACCCCCUGGAGUAUCUCUACGGCUACAGAGACGCAGAAGCUUCCAGUUCCUCCUCCAGAAGGGGCAGUAUUCCCCUUCGCAGGGCACGCAGCGUGCCUUGCCCUAGUCUUGAAGUCCGGAACAAAAGCACUUGCCCUGAUUUGCGUCUACCAGAGUCUGUUCCCUCUCCUGUCGUGCCACAGCGCUCACCGCUCAGCAGAAAGAAGCUAGAUGGCGGCAAGGUUGACGGAGCCCAUUGUGGAUGCAGGGCAAAAAGCAGUCGGAGCAUAGAUAAACAAACGAUCGUGUCGCACUGGAUCUCCGAGUGCCGGAGUGCAUGGAGGGAAGCCCGUAUCCGUGCCUGCAUGCUGCCUGCCAUCGCCGAGAAGUAACGCCUCUCUAUUUAACGCUAGCUCUAUAUCCAUUCGUUGGUGAACUUAUCAAACAUUUAUCAGUAUCACAGCUAGAGGAAUGAUGGGACUUCACAGUUUCAGGUUUAAAUACCUAACCAUUUUUAGGUGUAAACUAAACAAAAGUGACCCUAUAGAUGGUGACGUGUUAAUGCCACACCACAGUGUAGAGUUACGCUAAAUGUCAGUGAUUAAACUGGUCAGUGUCAGUCCAGUCAUGUCCAGUUGUGAUCAAUAACUGUAUUGAUUGUUGGAAGACAUUAAAAUUGUUUGGUAAUUUGAAAAUGUAAAAAAAAAAAAAAAAAAACACAAAAAAACGACAAACUGCAGUACUAUAAUAGAAUGCUCUGUACCUACAUUUUAGAUUGUAGAAAAUGUUCCAAUGUCAAGACAAUGCACAAAAAGCUAUCACUGUGUGUUUAUUAUAUGAUUGCAUUUUUUGAGUAUCCUGUUUGCGUAAAUGGCAGCUAAGGCAAAGCAUCGUCAUCGUCAGUAUCCGUGACAAAAACGACACCCCGAGAUAGAUACUAAUGUAUUCUGAACCAGGGAACUAAUAUAAAAAUGCUGUUUUUGUCCCCGAUUCAUAUUCACCCUUGUGUAUCUGGAAGAUCCAUACAUACAUCAAUCAGACAAUCUGUGGAUGAAUAUAUUUAUGAUUUAUUUACGAGAUAUUCCCAAAGAGAUCCGAUUUUGCCUAGUUUGCCCAUUUUGGCAAAAAAUCCAUCUGCUGAAAUAGUCCCAACAACCAAAUGAAAGGGGUUAUAUUUUCAUUUAAUGCUUACCCAAAGCUUGUGGUAUCACACAAGCAAUAACUCGCUUCCAUUCUGCUACAUACAGCUGUUGUGUAACAUGUUUGUGAACAUUAAUAAUUGGCCCACGCUGAUAUGUGAGGUCGGUCCGAAUUCAUUCUGAUAUCAUGAACACGACAGUCUUAUAUCCUAUGUCCUUAUAAGGAUAUAAUUAAUCACUUAUUAAUGCCCCAAAUCUUUAUGUCCCAUAAUGUCUUUUUCACCCGUUUUUCUAUGUCAUUAUGCUCACUUGGAUAUAUCUAAGGCACGUGUGUGUUAAAGUAUAUCAGAAAAUAUACCACACUUUUAAUUCAUCCCCCCUCAAUUCUCUUUUGGAAUCAGAAGCAUUUACAUCAAGAAAAGCCAAUUAAAAAAAGAAAAAUCCAAUUAAGCGCUGUACUGUUAUCCUGAUAUGACUGUUCUUGCACAUAAACCCUUGGGGAAAAAAAAACAAGGUUCCAAAACUGAUUAAGCGUUCCUGUAAUUGUAGGUAAUUUAACUGUUAAAUUAUGAAUCAGAGAAAAAAAAUUGUUGCAUGGAUUUUGUAAAUGAUAAAUGAUUUUCUAUUUAUGCGUUCCAAAUGCUGUAAAUUAUUAUUAUUAUUAUUAUUAUUAUUAUUAUUAUUAUUAUUAUUAUUAUUAUUAUUAUUAUUAUGAAUGCCACUCCUUUUAAUAAAAACAACAAAUGGCAAAGUAGAAAAUGUUCUUUGUACGUCUUUGAAAUUGUGUUCAUUUUUUUCACUUUUUAAAUAAAAAGGUGUUUUAUGUCUCA